This is a messenger RNA of Pelagomonas calceolata, 1184 nucleotides long. Lineage: Eukaryota; Pelagophyceae; Pelagomonadales; Pelagomonadaceae. The record is from the annotation of a GenBank genome assembly.
UUGCUUGUUCUGGCUGCACGACUGGCGUUUUGGCACCCCGUCCGCUGUGAGCGCUGCGUGAAUGCCCCUCUUUUCCUCCUUGCGCAACGUCGCACCUGGCUAGGCUGUCUGUGCGACCACGCGACACGAAGCUGCUCGAUUAUAGAAAAGCGGCUAGCGUUCCUGUAAGGCACUAGCCAGCCAAAACUCACCACAGCAUAGGGUUUCAGGGUGUGGGAGCGCCCCUCGGGCCAGUUGGGGACGUUUUGGGGAAGGCCCGCAGCACACACAUCGCUCCCCUGGGCCGCGCCCGCCGCGCGCCCACCGCCGGCACACCGGAACGGUGCUGGUGCUCUCUGAGACCUCAGUUGUCGACGCCGCGGCCCCGGCGCCGCCGCGGGCCCGCCCCCGGACAAAACCAAAGGACAAUGGACGGCGAGCAUUUCCUCCAGGUCGUCAGCCGGCGGCUCGGCCUCGCGCCGCCGAUGCACCUGAGCAAGACGCCGGCGGCCCGCGAUUUGCACGCCAUUGCCGAGCUGCUGGCGGCACGGGCGCCGCUGGGCGUCGCCCUCGUAUUAGACGCGGCUUCGCAGCACCUCGGCGGCCUCGUCUUGGAUGCGCGGCACCGCGUCUGCGCCGACGCGUUCACGCCGCGGUCGGUGCGCCAGGAGCUGCGGGCCGCCGGCAGCGAGGCGGCCGCGGCCGAGGCCGUCGCGAACGUGGCCGUCGAGGCCAUGGCCGAGGCGCGCUUCCGGCACGGCCCCGCCGCGCGCGUCGCCGUGCUCGUGUUGCGCGUCGGCGAGUACGACGUCAUCGCGGCCGUCGAGGGCGUCGCGGCCGUGCCGCGGCCGGUGGCGCCGCCGGCGUCGUCGGACACGCGCGAGCUCGUCCUCUGGCGGCCGACCCCCACCACGCAGCCGCCGCGGACGCGGUGGACCAUCCCCGUCGCGCCCGUCGAGCUGCCGCCGCCGCCGCCGCCGGCCGCCGUGACGCCGCCUUCGAGCCGCGCGCUGACGCCGGUCCGGGCCAAGCGCCGCUUCGUCGACGGCGACGGCGACGCGCGCGCGAGCAAGCGGCCGAUGCGCUCGUGCGUCAACCGCUUCUUCGCCAGCGCGCCGGGCAAGCGGUCCCGGAGCCGGAGCCCCUCGCCGAGCCCGCGCAAGAGGCGCUUGAGUGCAAUGUCCCCCUGAUAAGAUAUGUUAUAG